Molecule: messenger RNA, 1947 nt
Organism: Exophiala oligosperma
Lineage: Eukaryota; Fungi; Ascomycota; Eurotiomycetes; Chaetothyriales; Herpotrichiellaceae
Exons: 3
Coding region: 618-1703 (361 amino acids)
Biological process (GO): water transport; glycerol transmembrane transport
Cellular component (GO): plasma membrane
Molecular function (GO): water channel activity; glycerol channel activity
Source: RefSeq, a predicted model, not a curated record
CAAAUUCAUAGGAUAGCUGAGUCUUAUGACCGUCAGCAUGCACUUUCUCUCCGCGACCAUGGGCACAGCUCUGAGAUCCUAGCGUACCCCAAAAGCCUCAAAUCUCAAACCCGCAUUCUGCGCUCCAGCUGAAAUCAAAAUGGCGACUGCGCUCAAAGGUAUUAUUUUACAUACAAUAAAUCAAGGGUCUUAGUGUCCGAGAUAUCCGCAAUUGACGCUUAGGUAUCUCGGUAUCACAGUCCGACUGUACAUACUUCGCCUGGUAACACUGUUACCUGCCUACGGGCCGCUUUCUCCCAGGAUGAGACUGGUCGUUUCACGGACCCACCAUCCAUUCUUGUUCUAGACUUCAUCCGAGCCUGUAAGGGCCGAGUGUCUCCUAGACAUGCCUGUCAGACCUUCCCUGCACCGGUCGCACAACCCUGGAAGGCGGAAUGAACGUGGCGUGGUAUGGGCACCCAGCGUGGGCGGAAUCAUGGAGAUGGCACAUCUCUCCCAUCUAUAUAACAUUGCUUCCCCCUUCCCCCAUGGGCUUCCAUCAUCACUCUCACUCCAUCCCCCACAAAUCCACGUGGCAAAAUCCUGAAUCUUUCUAGCAAAGGGUGCGACUUUGCUUUAUGUCGUCUUCAUCAACAGCAUCCUCAGCCUCCGUGGAAAAAUUUUCAGUCGCCAUGCCCAAAACCGCCCACGAGGAGAACCCUCAUCACGAUAUGCCUCAGCCUGCUAGCAGACGAACGUCUGUUAUGGGCGUGCCGGCCUUUGCUGAGCACGGCCCUCUGGUCGAUCAUAAAAUUCCUCAGGCAGACGCCGUCCAGCAAGAGCCAGAUCUCACAUGGAGUCGUAUCCGACACUUUCUGCGAGAACCCUUUUCGGAGUUCUUUGGAACUUUCAUCCUUCUCAUGUUCGGAGAUGGUGUCGUCGCUCAAGUGGUGCUCAGCAAAAACACCAAGGGUGACUACCAAUCCAUCUCUUGGGGCUGGGGUCUCGGUGUCAUGCUCGGUGUCUACUGCAGUGGCAUCUCAGGAGCGCAUCUCAACCCCGCCGUGACUUUUGCAAAUUGCGUUUUCAGGAAAUUCCCAUGGAGAAAAUUCCCAAUCUACAUGCUCGCUCAGCUUCUUGGUGCAAUGACAGCCUCUGCGGUCGUCUAUGCCAACUACAAGUCUGCGAUCGAUACUUUCGAGGGUGGAGCAGGUAUUCGUACCGUAACUGGCGAGAAUGCUACUGCCGGCAUCUUCUGCACAUACCCAGCGGCUUUCAUGACCAGAACCGGCAUGUUCUUCUCCGAGUUCAUCGCUAGCACCCUGCUCAUGUUCCUCAUCUACGCUUUGAAGGACGACGGAAACAUCGGAGCGGGUCCUUUGACACCGCUCGGCCUCUUCUUCGUCAUCUUUGGCAUUGGUGCUUGUUUCGGGUGGGAGACAGGCUAUGCCAUCAACCUUGCCCGUGACUUUGGUCCUCGCUUGGUUUCCUAUAUGAUCGGCUACGGUCAUGAAGUCUGGUCAUUCGGUGGAUACUACUUCUGGAUCCCAAUGGUUGCUCCUUUCUGUGGCUGCACUUUUGGUGGAUGGUUAUACGACACUUUCCUCUUCACUGGUGAAAGCCCAAUCAACACUCCAUGGAUGGGCUUGAAACGAUUCACUCAGCCUAAGCGCUCGGUUUGGUCCAACACUUAUGAACCCAAAGACGACGAGAGCCGAGUGUAGAUGUGGAUAUCUUAUUCAGGCGUUGGAGGUGGCAAAAAGGUCUUCUACCUGAAGAAGUGAUUUUGAGCUAUGGGUGGAGUGAGAGCUGGAGACCGAUGUAGAUAUUUGGGAGGCGAACAUACAUGGUUUGAUGCAUUGAAUAUAGCAAAGAACAUGGAGUUCGCUCAAUAGGGUAUUUUGUACAUACGAUAUCGGAGCACAGAGUAUAAGUGUGAGAUGAGCAAUGAACAUAUGAAGACCAAGA